GACUUGACGCUCUGGGCUGUUUUGGCAGGCUUUGCGCUGCAGGCGAAGGAUCUGGACACUGCGGAAAUCGCUUAUGCCGAAAUUGAAGCUGUAAGUGCCUAA
This is a messenger RNA of Protopolystoma xenopodis, 102 nucleotides long. NCBI's taxonomy places the organism in Eukaryota, Metazoa, Platyhelminthes, Monogenea, Polystomatidea, Polystomatidae. The record is from the annotation of a GenBank genome assembly.